GGCUCCGGGCUGGGACGCGGGAGGUGCUGUCCCGCCUGCCGGGCAGGGCUGCGGGAACCGUCCCGCUCAUUCUCUUCCUUUCAGAUGGUUCCAAAGCUCUGUGGGAGGAACCGGAGCCUCCGGAGAGGGCACGGCCGCUGUCAAAAGUUUCUGGUUUAAUUAGUGAGGGUGCGGGCUCCUUGUGUGCACCGGCAGCGCCCGAGGGCCGGUGGCGUGUGCUGGGCUGCCAGAGCAGCGGCUGGGCUGAAUAUCCCUGAAUCAGCCCGUAUUUGGUUCACUUUUGGGUUUAGGAGACAUGGUCAUGGAGAUGUCUCAGUCCUUUUGUCUUAAAGAAUCUCCUUGUUGAAGGCUUCAACUUCCAAGCCCAGCUCUGCUCUGGUUGUGUUUGUGGGAAUGCUGCUGUCUAUGGACCCUGUCAGUGGGAGGAAGGUGCUGGAAAAUUACUCAGAUGCUCCUAUGACCCCAAAACAGAUUCUGCAGGUCAUAGAGGCUGAAGGUCUAAAGGAAAUGAGUGGAACAUCUCCCCUGGCCUGCCUCAACGCCAUGCUCCACUCCAAUUCCCGGGGAGGCGAUGGGCUCUUUUACAAACUGCCUGGACGCAUCAGCCUUUUCACACUCAAGAAAGAUGCCUUGCAGUGGUCCCGGAACCUGUCAGUGCCAGAAGGGGAGGAGCUGGAGGACACAGCAGAUGCAGAAAGCUGUGGGUCCAACGAAGCCAGCACUGUGAGUGGUGACAAUGAUGUGUCUCUUGAUGAAACUUCUUCUAAUGCUUCGUGUUCCACUGAAUCUCAGAGCAGGGGACCUGCUACCAGGGAGAGCUGCAGAACUGCUUCCCAGACAACCAAACAGAAGAAAAAGACAGGUGUGAUGCUGCCACGGGUGGUGUUAACCCCCCUGAAAGUAAAUGGGGCACACAUGGAGUCUGCCUCGGGUUUCACUGGAAGGCACGCUGAUGGGGAGAGCAGCAGCACAUCCAGCAGCAGCAGCAGCUCCUUGGCCCUGUGCAAAACCAGCCUGCGCAGUAGGACAGAGAUAAACAGGGAUCCUCCACAGCUGCUGAGGGGCAUCCGAAAGCCCACGGCUGGGCAAGUGAAACGGAACAGGGGUGAGGAUAUUGAUUUUGAAACCCCAGGCUCCAUCCUUGUCAACACAAACCUGCGAGCGCUGAUCAACUCCAGGACCUUUAACGCGCUUCCAUCACACUUCCAGCAGCAGCUGCUUUACCUCCUGCCUGAAGUCGACAGACAGGUGGGGGCUGACGGGCUGAUGCGCCUCAGUGGCAGUGCUCUGAACAAUGAGUUCUUCACCCACGCUGCACAGAGCUGGAGGGAGCGCCUUGCUGACGGUGAAUUCACCCAUGAGAUGCAAGUUCGAAUCCGGCAGGAGAUGGAAAAGGAAAAGAGAGUGGAGCAAUGGAAAGAGAAGUUCUUUGAAGACUACUAUGGGCAAAAGUUGGGCUUGACCCAGGAAGAAUCCCAGGCGCAGAAUUCGGUGCAGGAGGAUGCUGAGAACAGGACUGAGCUGUCAGUUAAAGGAGAAGCGAGGCUGCCUCGCGGGCCCACCACGCGCCAGAGGGACGGGCGCUUCAGGAAACGCUCCCGGGCCGACCUGCGCUGCCGGGCCAGGAGGAGCCUGUACAGACUGCGGGAACCUGAGCACACGGAGCCUCCCAAAGAGCCUGCUCCAGUGGGGCCAGAUCCCUCCCUUCAUAAAGAGACAAAGCCUGAGACAGACCUGAAGAAAGAUGAUCUGCGCAGCCCCUCGGCUGCAGGAUUGAAGGCAGAGAGUACUGAACUGCACGUCUCUCCAGAGACUGCCAAAUCAAACAGCAAGUCAGAAGAUCCAUCAUUGGCAGCUGCCAGCAGAAUUCCCAGUUUGCCCCAGGAGAACUCUGCUCAGGAGUCCAAGGAGCAGAAGAGGAAAAGCUUUGAGGAGGCUGCCUCUGCAUCCUUCCCCGAAAAGAAGCCCCGGCUUGAAGAUCGUCAGUCCUUUCGUAACACAAUUGAAAGUGUUCACCCAGAAAAGCCACAGCCUACUAAAGAGGAGCCCAAAGUCCCACCCAUCCGGAUUCAACUUUCACGUAUUAAACCACCCUGGGUGGUUAAAGGUCAGCCCACUUACCAGAUCUGCCCCCGGAUCAUCCCCAGCACGGAGCCCUCCGGCCGGGGCCGCCCCGGGGCCCGCACCCUCGCAGACAUUAAGGCCCGUGCUCUGCAAGCCCGAGCCCAGCGCGAAGCCGCCACCGCCGCCAUCGGAGGAGGGGGCCCCGGCGGGGGGAGAAGCACCGAUGAAGGAGGAGGUGGAGGAGAGUCCAGCGGCCGUUCCCAGCACAGGAGAUCCAAGAGAGCUCAUGGAAAACGUGCGUCAGAUCUACAGCGAGCACAACUACAGCUGUCUGUUCAUCUGAGCGCAGGGAAGGCUGACUCCAAAGGGGCUGCUCUGGAAGCCGGCGUGAAUUCCUGCCUCUCUUCCAGACAAGAUCACUCGUCCUCAAAAAGCGAAAGGAGCAGCAUUCCGGACUGUGCCACAGGGUUAGAGGACACUCAGCCUGGGCAUGGGUCACCCAGGAGGCCGUUCCGUGGUGCUGUGACUGUGUCAUCUUUGGACAGUGCGACUCCUGAGAGGCAGGAGGACAGUCCUGAGCAGCUCCUCCGUGACCCAAGGACCGAACUCCCAUCUUGUGCUGCACCACAGGAGAGCACAAAGCUGGAAUGUGUGGUUCCUGUGGGGACCAGUGUGUCGUGUUCUGGGGGGCAGGGAGCUGGGGUCAGUCCCGCGGGAGACAGGGCUGUGAUGGAAGUCGGAGAUGUUGGUGCUCCCACCAUUCAGCUGGAUUAUCCCUCUGAUGUAAAGCAAAAUUCCUCCAGUUGUCCUUUUCCAUCAGAAUUGUCAUCGGGUGUCACAGAACGCCACGAUCCAGAGAAGAUGUCUGAUUUUAGAUAUAGCAACUCUAAAACAUUUCUGGAAAAAUGUGUUGUUGAUAAUGCCUCCAAAACGGUGACUGCUGGAGUGAAGAAAGUGAUCCCUGUGGCAUGUGAUGCCACACAGCUGCAGGCAGGGAAAGGCAGUGAUGGCAAACUGAGUAAUGAGGAACAAAAUGCAGAGACUCUAGUGCAGCCCUCUGUGCAUGGUGACUUUAUUUCUCAGAAUAGGAUAGAUACCUCUGGAAAACUGCAGCCAAGGGAGAGGUGCUCCAGAACCGAACCAGAAAAUGCACAUCAGCCCCUGGGAAAGACACAGGAGUUGAAGAGAAGUGGAGAUGAAGAAAUGCAGAGUACACACAGUGAAACAACAGACACUGCUUCUGAUUGGGAAGGGGACAUGGCUGAUGAGAAUGUGGAGGUGGAGAUGUGCUUCAGAAGUGUCAGCUGUAGGGAGGUGGCUGGGAAAGGCCCUUCCUGUCACAGCAGCAGUGAGAAGCGCAAUGGGAUUAGGUCAAAACUGUCUGUGGAGACAGAAAGUCCAGCCUGUCCUGGGGACUUGGUUGCACCCCCACCUCAGAGGUGGGGACUCCAGCAAGCCAACUCUACUCAGCCCAUGUCCUCCAUCGAGACCAACAACCCCUUGGUGAUGCAGCUGCUGAAGGGGAAGCUUCCACUGGAAGAAGUUCUCCCAGUGUCUCACGUCAACAUCAAGCUGGAAAUUGCACAGCCAGUGCUGCAGAAGCAGUCAGAAGGCCUCUCCCUGCAACUGGACAGAGGCAGCGGUCGCUGUUUUGGCAAAGAAUCUUCUCCAGAUGUAGGAAAAAAGAUAAGUGCCCAAAGCAGGAGCGAUGGUGUUCACUCAGUGAGAUCUUCCAUAGAUCCCCAGGAAAAAACCUGUGGAUCAGGGGCAGCAUUGCCUAGAGCAGAGGAUGCAGAGGAUCAGGCUGUCCCAGAAAAACAUUCCAAAGUUGGUUCGACUUUAGGCUGCCAAGACCAACUGGCAAAUGUGGCAAGUGCCUCUCCAAAGUCUGAAGAUGUGGACCCUCGGGAAAGAAGGUUUUCUUCCUGUAGCUUUGAGGAGCAGAAGGAGUUGCCCAAGGUCCGGAUGCCACAGCACAACCCAUUAACGAGUGUCACAGCAAGUAAAAGCCCGGAGAAGCUGAAUGCCUCUACAGAGCCUCGGUUUUUAUCUCCAGCUGCAACUUCUCUUGGACCAAACCAGACAGGAGGUGCAUUGGUCAAUAAAAAUUAUGGUGGGGUUCAAGGCAAAAAGCUCUUUGGUUCUGGUUUUCCUUCCAUCCCCAGCGUGAGGCUGCAUCACUCCAGAGCUUUGGAUCAUGGUUCAGCCAUGGGAACCUUGUCCCCCGGCAAACAGAUUCCCUUGGACAAGGGCUGUGCACUGGGAGAAGGAAUCCCAGCUGCCAGGGAGGAAUGGACUUCAAAGCAGCACAGCAGCACCCUGGGAGGGAUCAGAAAUGAGAAGGUGCUGGUGUGUGGCAGCCCAGCCAAGAGCAAUGUGGAGAACUGGGGGGAUGUGGCCCAGCAGCCCACGGAACUGGCCGGGCACACACAAAGAGAACCACUGGUCAUGGACUGGCCCUUCUUUAAGUUUUCAAGGGAUCCAGGAAAAGGACAGAGUCACCCUUUGGAGCCUUCAUCCAUCCCCUCUCAGCUCAAUAUCAAGCAAGCGUUUUAUGGGAAGCUUUCAAAGCUGCAGCUUAAUUCCACCAGCUUUAAUUAUUCAUCCAACACUCCAGCUUUCCCCCGAGGCCUUGCUGGGAGCGUGGUGCAGCUCACCCACAAAGCGAACUUUGCUGCGAGCCGGAACACGGCCCUGGCUGUGCAGAUGUUUGCUGACGGCAGCAGCGUCGACGAGAUCUCGUUCCAGUGCUCGUGCAGCCUCAAAGCCAUGAUCAUGUGCAAAGGCUGCGGCGCCUUCUGCCACGACGACUGUAUAGGACCCUCUAAGCUCUGUGUAUUGUGCCUUGUGGUGAGAUAAUAAAUUAUGGCCAUGGGACAGGUUGCAUAUUCAGUGUGUGUAUUUUGAUGAGGACUGAUCCUAACGCCUGUACACAAAGUACACAAAGUACUCUCUGUUCAUAGUAGAAACGCUGUUACACUUUGUUUUGGUGAGGAACUUUGAGCUGCCUUCCCACGGAAGAUCGGAAGAUCGACAGUGCAGAGCUCAUUCCUGCUCACGGGGACACCCUGCUCUGGGUGGGCUGUGCCCCAUGGGAGCCAUCCUGCUGCUUCCUGCUAUCAUGGAAAUUCCAGCUGUGCUCUGGUAUCGCGCUGAGGCUGACACCGGGGGGAGCGGCCGUUCGCUGUGGCAAUCCCUGGAUCUUCUGUGGAGGAAGUCCUUACAUCCAAAGGAAGAUGGUUUUUGCUAUUUCAGGGCUGCACAAGGUGAGGCCCUUCAGUCUUCCAUUCUCCUCUUCUGCCAUCUCCAUUCCUGGUUUGUGUGGGAAGUGCUGCUGUGCAAGUCAAGCAGAGAGCUGCCCUGCAGGGAUGGUCCUGUGUGGUGUUUGGAUGCUGCAGCAGGAUGUGGUGCCCAGGGAUGUACUCUGCAGGUGGUUGUGGAGCCGUGUACAGCCCACCAUGUGCCACAUGGAGCCCACGUGGAGGAUGCAAGGAGAAGAGGA
Molecule: messenger RNA, 5566 nt
Organism: Ficedula albicollis (Collared flycatcher)
Lineage: Eukaryota; Metazoa; Chordata; Aves; Passeriformes; Muscicapidae
Gene: ASXL1
Product: additional sex combs like 1, transcriptional regulator
Exons: 13
Coding region: 394-4923 (1509 amino acids)
Biological process (GO): animal organ morphogenesis; positive regulation of transcription by RNA polymerase II
Cellular component (GO): PR-DUB complex
Molecular function (GO): DNA binding; peroxisome proliferator activated receptor binding; chromatin binding
Source: RefSeq, a predicted model, not a curated record